ACUUGGAACAGGGGUGUUGAUUUCAGAGAGAGAGAGAGAGAGAGAGAGAGAGAGAGAGAGAGAGAGAGAGCGAGAGAGAGAAUGAAAGACUGUCACCUUCACUUUUGAUCUGCAAUACAUCCAGCUGCUUUCUCAAUCUCUUGGAUGUGCUCGGAGGACCUUGUAUAGCAGACUGAGAGCCUUUGAAUGUGAAAAUGACACGCUCCUUGCUACAGCUGCUCAUAGACGUUCUGACUGCGUGGCAGAUUCACCGAACUCGCCUGGUGACCAAAGAUGGCCACUGCAACAUUGAGUAUGCCAACGUGAGGUACAGCAACUUGUUGGCCUACAUGCUAGAUAUCUGGACAACGUUAGUGGAGAUCUCCUGGAGUUUUGUCAUGUUCUUAUUUGUGGCCUCCUUCCUCAUCACUUGGUUUGUGUUUGGCCUUCUCUGGUACUGGAUUGCCCGUGAUCAUGGUGACCUGUCGUGGCAAAACCCACCAGAUUUCCUAAAUGCAUGUGUAGUUAACGUCACUGGUCUUACCGCUGCCUUCCUCUACUCCUUGGAGACACAGACAUUUAUAGCCUAUGGUUGGCGAGCCAUCACUACUCUUUGCCCAGGUGCCAUCACUGUCUAUGUUAUCCAGGUUAUCUUUGGUACAGUCAUUAUCUGCUUUUGGGGUGGGGUGGUUACAGCAAAGAUCUCACUGCCCAGAAGAAGAGCCAAAGCCAUAGUGUUUAGCGAGAUGGCUGUCAUCUGCUGUAGACAAGAUGCUCUCUGUCUGAAGAUACGAGUGGCCAACAUGCGCAAAUCGCUGAUGAUUGGGACUCAAAUUUAUGGCAAGCUGAUCAAGACGACGGUCACACCUGAAGGGGAAACCAUCAUCAUGGACCAGGUCAACAUUGUUUUCAGAGUGGAAACUGGGAAAGACAACCUGUUCUUCAUCUCUCCAUUGACUCUGUACCAUGUGAUAGACAGGACGAGUCCCUUCUUUGAGAUGGCAGCGGACAAUCUGUACCAACAGGACUUUGAGCUUGUGGUGUUUCUGGACAGUGUUGCCACAUACACUAGCUUGUCUUGCCAGGUUAGGACUUCCUAUGUUCCUAAAGAGAUCAUGUGGGGUUACCAGUUCCUCCCCAUCAUCUCUCGCAGUAAAGAGGGCAAGUAUCGCGUGGAUUUCUCCAACUUCGCCAGAGUCGUGCCCGCAUCGACUGCACACUGUGCCUACUGCUUCCACAGUGAGAGAGAACAGCAUCACCACUCCAGACAUGGCACUGUCAAUGAGGGUUUUGAGAUGAUUGAAACCAGUGAUCAGUAGGGCUGGGUAUUAUGGGCCAGAAAGGUUUCAGUAUAGGGACCGAUAUAGGUACCUUAAAUUAACAAUGGUUAACUAAUAUUAAGUAAACAAGUAACAACUGCAUUCACUAAUAUUAUAUAUUGUAUAUGAAAAGGAAAACACUAACUUACAAUGGAAGUUAAUUUCUUUUGGCCUGUUUGUUGUGAAAUUUGAACACAAAGCAAAGAGUAACUGGAAUUUGAAAAAUGUCUAAAAAAUUGAGAUACAAAGAUUUUCCUUGACAUUGAUGAUAUAUAAAAUCACAAUUGCAUUCCAAAAAAUGCUAAAAAAAAAAUAACUCAAACACUUAAGUAUUAAUUUAAUAAUGUAAGUACAUGAUAAGUAUGUAUAUACACUGUAAAAAGU
Molecule: messenger RNA, 1682 nt
Organism: Colossoma macropomum (tambaqui)
Lineage: Eukaryota; Metazoa; Chordata; Actinopteri; Characiformes; Serrasalmidae
Product: ATP-sensitive inward rectifier potassium channel 1-like
Exons: 2
Coding region: 195-1298 (367 amino acids)
Biological process (GO): regulation of monoatomic ion transmembrane transport; potassium ion import across plasma membrane
Cellular component (GO): plasma membrane
Molecular function (GO): ATP-activated inward rectifier potassium channel activity
Source: RefSeq, a predicted model, not a curated record